Molecule: messenger RNA, 1203 nt
Organism: Ambispora gerdemannii
Lineage: Eukaryota; Fungi; Glomeromycota; Glomeromycetes; Archaeosporales; Ambisporaceae
Source: the annotation of a GenBank genome assembly
AUGGAUAUUGAUACUUCUGGUAAUGAUAACAAUGCCAAUAACAACAAUGCGUCAGGAAAUGGUUUCUCAAGAGACAUAUUUCGCAGCACACCGAUAAAAGACAGAGGAAGCACAUUUAUCGCGUUAGCCACUACAGUCACUGACCUUCACGAGGUUGAGGCAUUCAAAGCUACUGUCAGGAACAAAGAACAAAAUGCCACCCAUUAUGUUUUAGCGUAUCGUAUUUAUCAAAAUGGAAAUUUGUUGGAAGAAAACGACGAUGAUGGCGAAGACGACGCCAGCAUCUUAAUCCUAAACCUCCUAAAAACGCUAGAACUCGUGAACGUCGCAGUGAGCAUACCGCGAUGGUUCAGUGGAAUCUUAUUAGGCCCGGUGCGAUUCGAUUAUUUUGUAAGGUGUGCGCGCGAAGCGUUAGAUCUAGGAAAUUUUAGCAACGUUAAUAACAGUAAUGGUGGCGGUGGAAAUGAAGGUGAAACGAAUACUAGCCAAGCGUCAUCGUCGACUAGUUCGUUAGCGAAUAGAAGAGCUGGCGGACCUAUUAUUGUGAAUGGUGAACGACAGGUAACCACUUCGUCAACAUCAACUACAACCGAUGAUAAUAGAAGGGGUAAUCCGUUAUUACAAUACAUUAGAAAUGUGCCGUGGGAGUAUGGCGAGAUUGCGCCUGAUUUUAUUGUUGGAUCGACUACUUGUGCCUUGUUUUUAAGUCUCAGAUAUCAUCGUCUUCAUCCCGAAUAUAUAUUCACGAGAAUCCAGAUGGUCAUGUAUCAAUUCAAUUUACGGAUUCUGUUAGUCUUGGUCGAUGUUGAUAGCCACCAAGAUCCAAUUCGUGAACUGACAAAGAUAAGUGUGACUAAUAAUUUCACGAUUAUGCUUGCUUGGAGUCAAGAAGAGGCAGGAAAGUACCUCGAAACGUUCAAAGCAUUCGAGAACCGACCUCCUGAUUCUAUCAUGGAAAAAGUGGAGAGUGAUUAUCAUGCAAAGUUAACCCAAUGCCUCACACAAAUACGAUCAGUCAACAAAACAGAUGUAUUGACGCUCUCGUCGCAGUUUGGAUCCCUCAAAAACAUCAUGUCUGCAUCAACCGACGAAUUAUCAACAUGCCCCGGAAUCGGUGACCAAAAAAUAAGGAGACUCCAAGAAGCGUUCACGCAGCCGUUCACGUUGAAUAAGAAACAGAGGAAAAAAAACACCAACAAAUAA